AUGGGACAAUCUGUGUCCACUCCCCUUUCUCUGACUCUGGAGCAUUGGAAGGAGGUGCGGGUCAGAGCCCACAACCAGUCGGUGGAGGUCAGAAAGGGUCCGUGGCAGAACUUUUGCGCCUCCGAGUGGCCAACGUUUGGAGUGGGCUGGCCACCUGAGGGUGCUUUUGACUUGUCACUAAUCGCCGCCGUCAGGCGAAUUGUUUUUCAGGAGGAAGGGGGUCACCCUGAUCAGAUCCCCUACAUUGUGACCUGGCAGAAUCUCGUCCAAUUCCCACCUCCAUGGGUCAAGCCUUGGACCCCAAACUCUUCGAAGCUGACAGUAGCGGUUGCCCAGUCUGAUGCAGCCAGAAAGUCCGGCCCAUCAGCACCCCCCAAGAUCUAUCCAGAGAUUGACGACCUCCUCUGGAUGGACUCCCAACCUCCCCCUUACCCCUUGCCCCAACAGCCACUUGCAGCUGCCCCACCACAGGGACCAGUAGCGAGAGGGGCUCAGGGACCGGCGGGGGGGACUCGGAGUCGCCGAGGCCGAAGCCCCGGGGAGGAAGGGGGGCCAGACUCAACAGUUGCCUUGCCACUCAGAGCACAUGUAGGAGGGCCAGCACCAGGACCUAAUGAUCUCAUUCCUUUACAGUAUUGGCCUUUUUCCUCUUCUGAUUUAUCCAAUUGGAAAACUAACCACCCUCCCUUCUCAGAGAACCCCUCUGGACUUACUGGGCUCCUUGAGUCACUUAUGUUCUCCCACCAACCCACUUGGGAUGAUUGUCAGCAGCUUUUGCAGGUUCUUUUUACCACAGAAGAAAGAGAAAGAAUCCUGAUGGAGGCGAGAAAAAAUGUUCUGGGAGAGGAUGGCACACCCACUGCCCUUCCUAACCUCGUUGACGAGGCUUUUCCCUUGAACCGCCCCAACUGGGACUACAACACCGCGGAAGGUAGGGGACGCCUCCUUGUCUAUCGCCGGACUCUAGUGGCAGGUCUCAGAGGAGCCGCUAGACGGCCCACCAAUUUGGCUAAGGUAAGAGAGGUCUUGCAGGGGCAGACUGAACCACCCUCAGUCUUCCUUGAGCGUCUAAUGGAGGCAUAUAGGAGAUACACCCCUUUUGACCCCUUGUCAGAGGGGCAGAGAGCCGCUGUAGCCAUGGCCUUCAUUGGUCAGUCCGCUCCCGACAUUAAGAAAAAGCUGCAAAGGCUGGAGGGGCUCCAAGAUCAUACGCUCCAAGAUUUAGUAAAAGAAGCAGAGAAAGUCUAUCAUAAGAGGGAAACAGAAGAAGAGAGGCAAGAGAGAGAGAAGAAAGAAAUAGAGGAGAGGGAAAAUAGACGGGAUCGCCGUCAGGAGAGAAAUCUGAGUAAAAUUUUGGCCGCAGUUGUGAAUGAUAGACAGUCAGGAAAAGGUAAAAUAGGGCUCCUGGGCAACAGGGAAGUGAAACCGCCAGGUGGCAGAAAGAUACCACUGGAAAAAGACCAAUGCGCCUAUUGCAAAGAAAAAGGACACUGGGCUAGAGAUUGCCCUAAAAAGCGGGAGCGAUCCAAGGUCCUGACCCUAGAAGAUGAUUACGGAAGUCGGGGCUCAGACCCCCUCCCUGAGCCUAGGGUAACUUUGUCCGUGGAGGGGACCCCUGUCAACUUCCUGAUAGACACCGGAGCAGAGCAUUCAGUACUCACUAACCCCCUAGGCAAGCUAGGCUCCAAAAAGACCAUGGUAAUUGGAGCCACUGGUAGUAAAUUUUACCCCUGGACGACCAAACGAGCUCUUCAGAUAGACAAGAAUAUAGUGACCCACUCCUUUCUGGUGAUACCUGAGUGCCCUGCUCCCCUCUUGGGGCGCGAUCUGCUAACCAAACUAAAGGCUCAAGUCCAAUUUACCUCAGAAGGCCCACAAGUAAGCUGGGGAAAGGCCCCUGUUGCCUGCCUUGUCCUCAACACAGAGGAAGAGUACCGGUUGCAUGAAGAACAACCCAAAAAUGCAGUUUCUUCAGGUUGGCUAACUGCGUUCCCCAAUGUCUGGGCAGAACAAGCAGGAAUGGGGUUGGCUAAACAAGUGCCUCCGGUUGUGGUAGAACUUAAAGCUGAUGCCACCCCCAUUUCGGUAAAACAAUACCCCAUGAGCAAGGAAGCUAGAGAAGGCAUCCGGCCUCAUAUCCAGAGGUUGCUGGGCCAAGGAGUUUUAGUGGCCUGUCAGUCCCCCUGGAAUACACCACUUCUGCCGGUUCGAAAACCAGGGACCAAUGACUAUCGCCCGGUACAAGACCUCCGGGAGGUUAACAAAAGGGUCCUGGACAUUCACCCCACAGUCCCGAACCCGUACAAUUUAUUAAGCUCUCUCCCACCUGAGAGAACAUGGUAUACAGUUCUGGACUUAAAAGAUGCCUUCUUUUGCCUGCGUUUGCACCCUAAGAGUCAGCUCCUGUUUGCUUUUGAAUGGAGGGACCCAGAGGGCGGACAGACUGGUCAACUAACUUGGACUAGGCUACCACAGGGGUUCAAAAAUUCCCCCACCCUGUUUGUCGAGGCCCUCCAUCGGGAUCUCGCGCCUUUUCACGCUCGAAACCCUCAGCUUACCCUACUACAGUAUGUGGAUGAUCUCUUGGUCGCGGCGGCCUCGAAGGAGCUGUGUCACCAGGGAACUGAGAGGCUCCUCGCAGAACUGAGUGACUUGGGGUAUCGAGUUUCGGCUAAAAAGGCACAAAUCUGUCAAACUGAGGUAACCUACCUGGGGUAUACCCUCCGAGGGGGCAAAAGAUGGCUCACAGAGGCCCGGAAGAAGACUGUUAUGAUGAUCCCAUCGCCAACUACCCCACGGCAGGUACGUGAGUUUCUGGGGACUGCUGGCUUUUGUAGACUCUGGAUUCCAGGCUUUGCAACCCUAGCAGCACCUCUAUAUCCUUUGACUAAGGAAGGGGUUCCUUUCGAGUGGAAAGAAGAACACCAAAGAGCUUUUGAGGCUAUCAAGUCGUCUCUAAUGACUGCCCCCGCGCUAGCAUUACCAGACUUGACUAAGCCUUUCGUCCUAUAUGUGGACGAGAGAGCGGGUGUAGCCAGGGGAGUGUUGACACAAGCACUGGGACCCUGGAAGAGACCUGUAGCCUAUUUGUCAAAAAAAUUAGAUCCUGUUGCUAGUGGAUGGCCCACAUGUCUGAAAGCUAUUGCAGCAGUAGCCCUGUUGAUCAAAGAUGCUGACAAAUUGACAAUGGGACAACAGGUGACUGUUGUGGCCCCUCAUGCCUUAGAAAGUAUCGUGCGUCAGCCACCUGACAGAUGGAUGACAAAUGCCCGAAUGACACACUAUCAGAGCCUGCUGCUAAAUGAGCGUGUAACCUUUGCGCCCCCUGCCAUCCUCAACCCAGCUACCCUUCUCCCUCUAACAAAUGAUUCCGUCCCAGUACAUCAAUGUAUGGACAUCCUCGCUGAAGAAACUGGGACCAGAAGUGACCUGACUGACCAACCCUGGCCUGGAGCUCCCAGUUGGUACACGGACGGCAGCAGUUUCCUGAUAGAGGGGAAGCGAAAGGCUGGAGCUGCGGUGGUAGACGGGAAAAAGGUAAUUUGGGCAAGCGCUUUGCCUGAAGGAACGUCGGCACAAAAGGCUGAACUUAUAGAGCUUAUACAAGCCCUCCGAGAGGCUAAAGGUAAGAUCAUUAACAUCUACACUGACAGCCGCUAUGCUUUUGCUACCGCACACAUCCAUGGGGCCAUCUACAGGCAGCGAGGGCUAUUGACCUCGGCUGGUAAAGACAUUAAAAACAAAGAAGAAAUUCUGGCCCUGUUGGAAGCCAUACAUGCACCUAAGAAGGUAGCCAUCAUCCACUGCCCCAGCCACCAAAGAGGAGAAGACUUGGUGGCCAGGGGCAACCGAAUGGCAGACUCAGUAGCAAAACAAGUUGCUCAAGGGGCCAUGAUCUUAACUGAAAAAGGUGAUCCGCCCAAAAGCACUGAGGACGAGAGGUAUAACAUAAAAGAGCUAUGGUGGACCAGAGAUCCCUUCCCAUAUUUUUUUGAAGGGAAAAUAGAAUUAACUCCCGAAGAAGGAAUAAAAUUUGUGAAAGGACUACACAAAUUCACCCACCUGGGAGUUGAAAAAAUGAUGAGACUAAUUAAAAAUUCCCGAUACCAAGUCCCCAACCUGAAGUCAGUGGCUCAAAAGAUUAUAGACUCCUGCAAACCAUGUGCAUUCACUAAUGCAACUAAAGCCUACAGAGAACCUGGAAAGAGACAACGGGGAAACCAUCCUGGAGUGUAUUGGGAGGUAGACUUUACUGAAGUUAAACCUGGAAUGUAUGGUAACAAGUAUCUGUUAGUAUCUGUAGACACCUUUUCAGGAUGGGUCGAGGCAUUUCCCACUAAAACAGAGACUGCUCAGAUUGUGGCCAAGAAGAUCCUUGAAGAAAUCCUGCCAAGAUUUGGAAUCCCUAAGGUAAUCGGGUCCGACAAUGGACCAGCCUUUGUUGCCCAGGUAAGUCAGGGCUUGGCCACUCAGUUGGGCAUCGAUUGGAAAUUACAUUGUGCUUACCGCCCUCAAAGCUCAGGACAGGUAGAGAGGAUGAAUAGGACCUUAAAAGAGACCUUGACUAAAUUAGCCAUUGAGACCGGCGGGAAAGACUGGGUGGCUCUCCUCCCUCUUGCGCUCUUCCAAGCCCGGAACACUCCUGGACGUUUCGGGCUCACUCCUUUUGAAAUUCUGUAUGGAGGACCUCCCCCCUUAAUGGAAGCUGGUGGAACAUUAGUUUCCGACUCUGACCCUGUCUUACCCUCCUCUUUGCUUAUUCAUUUAAAGGCCCUAGAAGUGAUUAGGACCCAGAUUUGGGACCAACUGAAAGCAGCCUAUACCCCAGGGACCACCGCAGUACCCCACGGGUUCCGAGUUGGAGACAAAGUCUUGGUCAGGCGGCAUCGAACCGGCAGCCUUGAGCCACAGUGGAAGGGACCCUAUUUGGUGUUACUGACAACCCCUACUGCGGUAAAAGUUGACGGAAUCGCCUCCUGGAUCCACGCCUCCCACGUCAAGAGGACCGCCAGCCAAGAUGAAGAAAACCACGACGAUAAUUGGACAGUGGCAGCCACUGACAAUCCUCUUAAGCUUCGUCUGCAUCGCAGG
Molecule: messenger RNA, 5091 nt
Organism: Mus musculus (house mouse)
Lineage: Eukaryota; Metazoa; Chordata; Mammalia; Rodentia; Muridae
Product: predicted gene, 53480
Exons: 1
Source: RefSeq, a predicted model, not a curated record